Bombina bombina (fire-bellied toad) is the source of this 1814-nucleotide messenger RNA. RefSeq names its product myb/SANT-like DNA-binding domain-containing protein 4. Lineage: Eukaryota; Metazoa; Chordata; Amphibia; Anura; Bombinatoridae. Gene Ontology annotation, cellular component: nucleus. The record is from RefSeq and is a predicted model, not a curated record. Bases 328 to 1554 code for a protein of 408 amino acids. The transcript has 6 exons.
UCCUGCCUUUUCUGCGUUUCAGGAGGAGAGGAGAGUGGAUAGAGAGAUCAAAGAGAAACAGAAGGGGCAUUCACUGAACAGAUUUAUACCAUCAAUCUAUAGAUAUAUGCCUUCCCACAGAGACCCCAACCCCUGUGUGGGUCUGUGACAAGAAGUAAUGGACCCUGCAUAAAUGAAUUAAAUAAAAAGAAUGGAGUCUUUACAAAGAACUGUAUAGGACAAGCGCAUCUCAUAUUGAAGAAUUUGACCAACUCUGUAAUAAUGAGCACAGAGACCAUGCAAAUGGCUGUAACAAUCUUGAAUGAACCCUUACUGGCUGCCAGCUGAAUGUGCAGGUGUUUUUUUGGUAUUACCAAAUGUUUUUCUACAUUGGCAAUGUCUUCUGGAGCACUUUCAAACCAGCAAUCCUCUCGAGCCGGGAAGACCAAAAGUGGGCGAAAUGUCCAGUUCAGCCAUCAGCAGAACGUGGUGCUAAUAGACAAAAUUUUGGAAGUUUACGACGUGAUCUUCGGCAAGAAAGCCAGGAUUACUCCUCAGAGCAGGAAGAUUAACCUUUGGGAAAGAAUUAGCGAUGAGGUUUCUGCUGUAGGACCCUUUAAGAAAUCUAUCAUCAACUGCAAGAAACGCUAUGGUAGCAUCAAAAAAUGCAUAAAGACUAAACUGAGGAAGGAGAGAAGAAUAUCAAGGAAAAAAGGACGAUUGCCGAGCUACGAGCUUAACCUUCUAGACUAUGAGCAGAAGUUAUUUGAGCUCAUUGGUCAAAAGCUACUUGAUUGCUUGGAGGCGCAACAUCACACUGGUGUGCUGCUGGAUCAAAGUGAACUGGCACAGCAGUUGGCAGCGUCUAGUGGAUUGUCGCCUAUAGAUCAGCAAUCCUCCACAUCUUCAUCGUCCAUCGAGGGCCAGCAUCAUUUCUCUUCUACGGACAGCAAGCCUGAUCCGUGUUCAAGCAGCGGUGCUCAUGCAUCUCAGAUCCGCGAUCACCUUUGUGAUAUAAUCGAUUCUGGGAAAAUGGUACCAAGUGUACAGCCCAUGGAUAAGGACCAUACUGAUUCAGACUCGUCUCCAGUAGAUCUACCUGUUGUGGAGCCUCGGCUAACAGUAAACUUUCGUAAGGCUCCUCCUGUGGCGCCGCCAACCGUUGAACCUCCAGUAAUUAUCUCUGCUCGUUCUGUCAUUUCUCCUGUUUCUACAUCUCUUUCAGCUGCUAUCCAACCUGAAGACAGACUAAUGUCAACUUUCUUUCAAUCUGCCGAGGAGUACAGGGCUGAGCAGCAACAAAUGGGUUAUCAAUUAAAUGAGAAUUUAUGUAGGCUUGUCGCAGUACACGAAGAACAACUUCAAAUUGAAAAACAAACUCUUGAAUUGUUGAGCCAAAAACUAGAGGAGGACUCUCGGAGAAACGACCUUCUCUACGCACUUCUCGAAAAUGUUAUUUCUAUCACCCACAGUGGUAACGGUUCCCCACAUCUGGACUCAACCAAUGAUAGAGGACCAAUGCGAACAAAUUUACCUUAUAAGAAUGAAAUAAAAAAGGAAAGUAAUGGUGUAUGAUUUUUUUUAAUUAUUAUUAUUUUAAAUAUUUAUUUAACUUUAUUAAACUUUUUAACAUUUUUAUUUGUUCUAGGUGUAUUUUGGUUAAAUGUGUAUAUAAGUAAUUUUAAUGAAAAUAGAUUAUAUAUAUAAACCUACUUGGUGUAACAUGCAUCUUUAAUUUAGUUAUAGCUACAAUAAUAAAGAUGUAACAAAAACCUUAACCUAUGUUCAUUCAAAUCAUUACUUCCUUUGCCAAAAUAAAAAACAUAUAACCUCUG